Molecule: messenger RNA, 2185 nt
Organism: Aethina tumida (small hive beetle)
Lineage: Eukaryota; Metazoa; Arthropoda; Insecta; Coleoptera; Nitidulidae
Product: hexokinase type 2
Exons: 7
Coding region: 125-1504 (459 amino acids)
Biological process (GO): glycolytic process; glucose 6-phosphate metabolic process; intracellular glucose homeostasis
Cellular component (GO): mitochondrion; cytosol
Molecular function (GO): mannokinase activity; glucokinase activity; D-glucose binding
Source: RefSeq, a predicted model, not a curated record
CAAUUCAGUUUCAACCUUACUGUGAUAAUCUGUGUGUUGUCGGCGCUGGAAGUGUUUCACCAGCUUUUUUUGUAAAUCAGUAAUAGUUUUUUUGGCGUGACUAGAAAACGGGGCCUUGCUGACAAUGGGCUACAGAAUUAACAACUGUCCUAAUCAAAAGGUAAAGGAACGUCUAAAAGAAUUUGUCUUAGACAACGACAAACUGAGAAGAUACAUUGAGGUUUUCACGGAUCAUCUUAACAGGGGCUUGGGUAAGGCAACGAACCCAACCUCUAUCGUCAAAUGUUUCCCCACAUACGUACAAGAUCUGCCCAAUGGCCAAGAAAAGGGCAAGUUUCUGGCCCUGGACUUGGGCGGCACCAAUUUCCGUGUCCUGUGCGUGGAACUGGACGGCGAGCACUGCGAGAUGAACUCCAAAAUCUUCGCCAUCCCUCAACACAUCAUGGUGGGAACCGGCGAACAACUGUUUGAUCACAUUGCCGAGUGUAUGCACACCUUUGUCAAGGAGGAGGGCAUCGAAAACGAAGUGUUGCCUCUCGGCUUCACCUUCAGUUUUCCCUUGAUACAGAAGGGUCUGACCGUUGGCAUCCUCCAACGGUGGACCAAAGGGUUCAAGUGUUCCGGUGUCGAAGGCGAAGAUGUCGUCAAGCUACUCGAGGAUGCGAUUGAAAGAAGAGGUGAUGUCAAAAUAGACGUAUGUGCGAUCUUAAACGACACAACAGGAACACUUAUGUCAUGUGCAUGGAAAAACCACGAUUGUGGCAUAGGUUUGAUCAUUGGCACGGGUAGUAACAGCUGUUACGUAGAGAAACAAGCAAAUGCCGAGUUGUUUGAUGAAGAAGAUAUGGGUUCUGGGGAGGUUUUGAUCAAUACUGAAUGGGGUGCGUUUGGAGACGAUGGCGCUUUGGACUACAUUAGAACUGAGUACGACGAAGAAAUUGACAGAAACUCUAUUAAUGUCGGCACACAAAAACAAGAAAAGAUGAUCUCAGGAAUGUACAUGGGAGAAUUAGUAAGACUGGUAACCGUAAAAUUGAUUAAAGAAGGUCUCAUGUUCGGCGGCAAAGGUUCCGAUCUGAUCAGCAAACGGGACAACUUCUACACCAAAUACGUGUCGGAGAUCGAAUCAGACGCACCGGGCACCUUCAACAACGUGUCGAUGAUCUGCGAGGAGUUGGGCCUGAAACACGCCACAGAACAGGACUACAUCAACCUGAGAUACAUUUGCGAAUGUAUUUCGAGGAGGGCUGCGCAUCUGGUGUCUGCAGGUCUGGUGGCCUUGCUCCACAAAAUGGGCAAGCCCAAUGUGACUGUUGGUGUUGACGGUUCAGUUUAUCGGUUCCAUCCAACUGUCCAUGAUGUAAUGGUAGAAAAAAUGACAGAGCUGUGCGACCCCAAUAUCAAAUUCCAGUUAAUGUUAUCAGAAGACGGCAGUGGUAGAGGUGCAGCUUUGGUGGCCGCAGUGGCGGCAAGAAAGAAGAGGGAAGCUCAAUUAAGCGCGUAACAGCAAAUCAAUGUGUACAAUUUAAUUUAAUAGAUUUUUAAAUUGAUAACAACUUAAAAGCUUGUCCUUUAAAUUUAAUUUUAGUGAGUCAAGUUUGUGUUAUGGGUUAAAUAGACUACAAAGUGAAAAUAGCCCCUGAGCAGGUCUCAGUUAUUGUCAGUUAAUUAUUGUUUACAGUGUUGUUUUAUGUGGAAUAUACAUGAACGUCGAUAUAUUCCAUUUGUAUUAUGUUUUAUACUGUAUAUUUUACAAAAUACCUAUUUAAAUGAUAUUUUCUAUAAUUUUACACCAAUUGGUCAUAUUUAUUUAACGUUAAAUAAUUUAUUUAUAUUGUUAUUUAUGUGGAAAAAAAUUUGAUCCGAUUUUAUUUGUUUUUUUUUUAUGGAGCAUUGCCUUAUCCACUGAAAAUAUAUAAUACUCGCUUUCAUUUAUAAUGUAAUAGGACAAUACUUCUACUGAAAAAUGUUAAAUUAACUGCCAUAACCACAUAAAUUUCAUCUUCACAUUGAAUGUUUGUGAUUACGAAAUUGUUGAUAUAUUAUAGUAUAUUUUCUCUGAUUUUUGUAAAUAAUUUUAUUUUUUUGUCACUAGUUACUUAAAAAUGGCAUUGUUUUUAUACAAGGCAAUGAUUGUAUUGUAUAUUGUAAAAAAUUUUAUGUCAAAUAAAUAGUUUAAAAAAUA